Molecule: messenger RNA, 592 nt
Organism: Dermacentor silvarum
Lineage: Eukaryota; Metazoa; Arthropoda; Arachnida; Ixodida; Ixodidae
Product: adenylosuccinate synthetase-like
Exons: 5
Coding region: 74-592 (172 amino acids)
Biological process (GO): IMP metabolic process; 'de novo' AMP biosynthetic process
Cellular component (GO): cytoplasm
Molecular function (GO): adenylosuccinate synthase activity; nucleotide binding
Source: RefSeq, a predicted model, not a curated record
GAAAUUGCACUGGAAUGAACGACAACUUGCAGUGAUAUCCAAAGCCAUUUGAUCUUCUAAAGCUGCUUACCUGAUGCAUGUUUUGAAUUUUCAGGCUUCGAGGACAGGGCUGAGGAUGGCAGAUCUGGUUGGCGACUUUGCUGUAUUCGAACAGAGGUUCCGGAGUCUGGUGGCCACGCACCAGCGGCUAUUUCCUGCCCUUAAGGUUGAUCUCGACGUGGAGCUCAUCAAAUACAAGGAUCUGGCGAUGAAACUGCGGCCGUUCGUCAUCGACACCGUGUCAUGCCUGCACGAGGCCUUGGCUCAAGGCAAGAACAUCCUCGUCGAAGGCGCCAACGCCUGCCUGCUAGACAUUGACUUUGGGACGUACCCAUUUGUGACGUCUUCAAACUGCACUGCGGGCGCCGUCUGCACGGGACUCGGCAUUCCACCACGAGCCAUUGGACACGUAUACGGGGUGGUCAAGGCCUACACGACACGGCUCGCUGAUGGCCCUUUCCCCACCGAACAGAAGAAUGCAAUGUCGUCCUACAGUGUCGUCCGCAAGCAGCUGGACCCACAACAUCUGUUGGCUGAUUUCGUGAUCGUUUGA